AUGGCCGACAAUGGCAGCCCAGAGCGGCGCCGGACUCGACGGACGAGCGCCAUGUACCGCCGUGGCUCACACUUGAGCGAGGCAAGCUUCAUGGAAGACGUCGAGAUGGCCCAAGAUGAGGUAUUCGAACUCGGUCCCAUGAUGCCCUUGUCCCACACCACAUACGCGCGCCAGCACCACCAUCACCGCACCCGCCGAAGAAAGAGGCCUGGUCAGCAGCUGACAAAAACAACACAGGUCUUCUCCGGCCCUAUGAGUGAGAGCGUACCCACGAGUGUCUCCGCCUUUUCCCACCGCCGGAGGAACAGAGCCGACUCAACAGCCAGCUUGACGAGCUUUGCCUACUACGACGAGGAGCAAGACUCUGAGCAGGGCACCGAAGACGAAGACAGUGCCAUCCUGGAAGAUGGGGACAGUGACUAUAAUGCCUACACGGCCGAAGAGCUCGAGGAUAUGGAGGCCGGUCUGUCGUCGCAGUCGUCAUCCUCGCCGUCGCGGCGCAAGUCGAGUGGCAGUAGGAAAUCAGUAGACAGGCCGCUUUUGCGGAGACACUCGUCCGCAGGAAGCACAGGGUCUGGUGUAGACUGGAGAGGAAGAAGGUCGAACCAGAAGAUCUACAUCAUGACCGAGGACCUGACCAUUGUCGUCGCCGGCUUCAAGACGUCGCCCAUUGGGUUCGCCGUAUACACUACCAUCUGCAUUGCUACUUUGGGACUUGGCUGGCUUUUCCUUAGAUGGUUACCUAGAUGGAGGGUAGCUAUUAUAGGAAAGUCCACACCUCUGAAAGAGUGCGACUGGGUCGUCAUUGAGAACCAGUGGGGAGAGUUUGCCUUGCAACAUGUCAGCCGACAGACUUAUGGCCGAUCGCUGUCCACGGUUUUUGGAGAAUCUGAAAAGGGCCGUCUUGGACACUGGGAUGAAGAGGAAGACCCCCUCAUCAAAGAAUUGUGCUGUCUCGACUACCGCUAUAUUCGCUUCGUAUACCACCCGCUCAAGGACAAAUUUGUCCUGGCCAAUACCUGGAAAGAUCCCACCUGGACAGAAGUCUCCGCCCUUCGUGAAGGUCUCGACAACGAUGAACGCGACUAUCGUGAGCUAGUGUUUGGGAAGAACAUGAUCGAUAUUGCCGAGAAGACUGUUGGUCAGCUAUUGGUCGAUGAGGUCUUCCAUCCCUUCUACAUCUUCCAGAUUGCUAGUUUGGUGCUCUGGUCGAUUGACGAAUACUACUACUAUGCCUGCGCCAUCUUCAUCAUCUCAGCCGUCAGUAUCGUCACCACACUGAUGGAAACAAAAGCUUCGAUGAGGAGAUUACGGGAGGUUUCCAGGUUCGAAUGCGAAGUCCGUGUGUUGCGGAGUGGAUUCUGGACCCAUGUGGAUUCCACUGUGCUAGUCCCUGGAGAUGUCUACGAAGUCACUGACCCUGCGCUCGCCGUCCUGCCCUGUGACAGUCUUCUCCUUUCUGGCGACUGCAUUGUCAACGAGAGCAUGUUGACUGGCGAGUCUAUUCCAGUCUCAAAGGUUCCAGUUUCCAAUCAGUCGCUCGACCUGCUCGAUCUCAGCGCUUCUGCAGUACAUCCCGAGGUAGCACGGCACAUGCUCUUUAGCGGAACGAAGAUCAUCCGCGCUCGCAGGCCACAUGAAGACCAUGAAGAUGAUGAAGCCGCUGCACUCGCCAUGGUUGUUCGCACCGGCUUCAAUACCACCAAGGGCGCACUUGUACGCUCUAUGCUCUUUCCAAAGCCAUCGGGGUUCAAAUUUUACCGCGAUUCUUUCCGCUACAUUUCCGUCAUGGCUUUCAUUGCAAUGAUCGGGUUUGUUGCAUCCUUUAUCAACUUUGUCCAUCUCGGCCUUGCGUGGCACUUGAUCGUGGUGCGCGCUCUCGACUUGAUUACUAUCGUUGUGCCUCCUGCAUUGCCAGCAACCCUGACCAUUGGAACGAGCUUCGCCCUAUCUCGCCUUAAGAAAAAGCAGAUUUUCUGCAUCAGUCCUCAACGAGUCAAUGUUGGUGGCAAGCUAGAUGUUGUCUGCUUUGACAAGACGGGCACCCUGACAGAAGAGGGCUUGGAUGUGCUGGGCGUCCGUGUAGUCGAACGACCAAGGAACCGGUUCAGUGAACUCCUUGCCGACCCUUACGACAUUUUACCUUCUUCGCUCCAUGAUCGUGACCCCACUGUGGAAUACUUGGCCCACAAGACUAUACUAUACACCAUGGCAACUUGUCACUCUUUGCGCAAGAUUGACGACGAACUUCUCGGAGACCCACUCGAUGUCAAGAUGUUCGAUUUCACUGGCUGGAACUAUGAGGAAGGAGAACAAAAGUCUGGAAAUUCACAUGAAGAGGACCCUGAACAGAAGCUUACCCCGUCGGUUGCGCGCCCACCCGCCGGCCGCGAAUAUGAUGUGGAUGACAGUGAGGACGACCCCGAUAGAAAGCCUAUUGAACUUGGCGUGCUCAAAUCCUUCGAGUUUGUAUCGCAGCUUAGGCGUGCAAGUGUCAUUGUCCGGCAGUUUGGCUCAAAGAGUGGCCAAAUCUAUGUCAAGGGAGCACCAGAAGUGAUGAAGGAGAUCUGUCGACCAGAGACCUUUCCAUCCGACUACGAAGAACUCCUUGCUUUCUAUACACACCGCGGUUUCCGUGUCAUCGCAUGUGCUAGCAAGUCGAUUGCCAAGCUCAACUGGCUCAAGGUUCAGAAGAUGAAGAGAGAGGAGGCUGAGAGCGAACUUGACUUUGUUGGCUUCAUCAUUUUCGAGAACAAGCUCAAGGACAGUACUGCUCCUGUGAUUGAAGAGCUUGAGCGUGCCAACAUUCGAAAGACCAUGUGCACUGGCGACAAUAUCCUAACUGCAAUCAGUGUUGCUCGCGAGUGUGGGCUCAUCAACAAGACGGCCCAUUGCUUUGUGCCGCAUUUUGUGGAAGGUGAUUCGCGGACUGCAUUGUCAAGAUUGGCGUGGCAGUCUGUCGACGACCCCAUGUUCAAGCUCGAUGAGAACACGCUCAAGCCGCUGCCACCGCCACCAGAGGCAGACGUCUCUCUGCCUUACGACAUCUCCAACCUUCGCAACUACAGUCUGGCUGUCAGCGGCGAUGUCUUCCGCUGGAUCAUCGAUUUCGCUUCCGAGAAUGUCCUCCGUGAGAUGCUCGUCUGCGGUCAAGUCUUUGCUCGCAUGUCCCCCGAUGAGAAGCACGAGCUCGUAGAGAAACUCCAGUCCAUCGACUACUGCGUCGGCUUCUGUGGCGACGGUGCCAACGACUGCGGUGCCCUCAAAGCCGCCGACGUAGGCAUCUCGCUCUCUGAGGCAGAAGCCUCUGUCGCUGCACCUUUUACGUCUCGCCAAUUUGACAUCAGCUGCGUUCCUCAAGUCAUCAAGGAAGGUCGCGCCGCGCUCGUCACCAGCUUCAGUUGCUUCAAAUACAUGAGCUUGUACAGCGCGAUCCAAUUCUGCACCGUGUCCUUUUUGUAUGCCAGCGCCUCCAACCUGGGCGACUUCCAAUUCCUCUUCAUCGACUUGCUGCUCAUCCUCCCCAUUGCCAUCUUCAUGGGCUGGUCCGGUGCAUACCCGAUCCUCUCGCGCAAGCGCCCCACGGCCAACCUGGUCAGCAGAAAGGUGCUCACUCCACUGCUAGGACAAAUGGUCCUCUGCAUCCUCGUGCAAUUCAUCGCCUUCCACUACGUCCAGUUGCAGAAAUGGUACCAACCCCCAAUCAUCGACCCCAACCACAGCAAUUCCCUCAACAGCCAAAACACAGCCCUAUUCUUGCUAUCCUGCUUCCAAUACAUUCUCUCCGCCGUCGUCCUCAGCAUCGGAAAACCGUACCGCGAACCCAUGUCGCGCAACCUGCCCUUUAUCACCACCAUCUUCGUCACCCUCGCCAUCACCGCCUACAUGCUCUUCGACCCCGCCGACUGGGUCAUGAAGUGGAUGGAGCUGACGUACAUGGACAAUGGAUUCAAGAUCUUCCUCCUCGUACUCGGGCUUGCCAAUUUCGCGGCCGCCUACCUGAGCGAGCAUUAUUUCUUUCCGGGGCUGGCCAAGUGGAUUGGCGUGCUGAAGGUUCGGGUGGGUGGGGAGCACUGGCGCAAGCAGAGGAAGGCAUAUAAGGUUAUUGCGGAGAGGGCGAGGAUGUAG
Messenger RNA from Plenodomus lingam JN3, 4128 nucleotides. RefSeq lists its product as uncharacterized. Gene Ontology annotation, biological process: transmembrane transport; intracellular calcium ion homeostasis. The record is from RefSeq and is a predicted model, not a curated record. NCBI's taxonomy places the organism in Eukaryota, Fungi, Ascomycota, Dothideomycetes, Pleosporales, Leptosphaeriaceae. Gene Ontology annotation, cellular component: membrane. Gene Ontology annotation, molecular function: ATP hydrolysis activity; P-type ion transporter activity; ATPase-coupled monoatomic cation transmembrane transporter activity.